Messenger RNA from Aureobasidium namibiae CBS 147.97, 1434 nucleotides. Its product is annotated as DUF1750-domain-containing protein. NCBI's taxonomy places the organism in Eukaryota, Fungi, Ascomycota, Dothideomycetes, Dothideales, Saccotheciaceae. The transcript is spliced from 2 exons. The record is from RefSeq and is a predicted model, not a curated record. Gene Ontology annotation, biological process: chromatin remodeling. The annotation marks the transcript as partial.
AUGUGUCCCCAGUCUCGUGAAGCCUGUAGACUGACAUAUAGUGAACAGCUGCCCCAUGUUCAUCUCAUCUCCGGUCACAAAUAUCCCUUCUCUCCCCAACUCAGCAUCGAUGGCGCAUACUCGUACCUCUUCGAUGCCCCCAAGGUCGUCAAGCAGGUCGCUCCCAUGUCAUGGCAGUACAUCUCUGCUCCUCAGGACGGCACCGUCUUCCUGACCUGGAUCGGUGGUCGCAUGCAGAACCAGUUCCCCACUGAUGGGUACGUCUGGGUUGACCCCGAACAGCGCUAUACUCAGGACUUUGGUGGCUACACAUUGGAAAUCGCCUUUCACAACAGCGGUUACCGUCCUGGAGUCGACACCGUCACCAGCCACAGUCGCAGACGAUACCGCUUCAUGUCAAAGAACCCUAGCGUCCACGCCCUCCCUCCAGACCCGAGUCUCUGGCUCGUUCACUACGGCCAGGCUGACCCCCAACACUGCUUCCCAGCAUCUCAGCUGCCUCUAUCGCACCAGUCGCGUCAACAAAUGGCCGAACGCCAGUGGAUCGAGUCCCAAGGCCGCCUCGAUCGCCAGGACUUCAUGUUGCACGACCGUGAAAAGUGGCCUCAGCUCAACAUGCCCGGUCGCGCUGCUGUUCCUGGCGUCCCUGCCUACAACCAAAGCAUGUACCAGCAAAGUCCUAUGGCGCACAUUGGCAACCCUCGCUUCUCCGGCAACUUCUACCAACAAGCCCAACAAGGACAUACUGGCCCCUCGCCUGCGAAACGCGCCCGACAGCACCCACCUGCCCAUGCUCCUGCAUCGACCGCUGCUCUGAUGGCCCAGGACACCAGCAUCGAGGACGAGGAGAACGUCCUUCUCGGAGACUUGCUCGACCACCUAACCCAGCGCGACAUCAGUCUGACCCGCUAUAUGCAACAUCAUGACUGGAUGGACGAGGUCUACUCUUCACCUUUCGCUACUGGCAAAAUCGUUCCGAUGGAUCUUGGUUUUGGCUUGAUGGGCGAGCUGGCCGGCCUCACCGAGGGAUUGUUCGACACCCCUAAUUCGGCACUGGAGAAGUCUGAGUCCAAGUCUACGGAUACGCCUGCUGAGUACAAGAAAGUAACUUCUGAGCAACUGCAAGAAUUCGAAAAGCGCGUCCAGGCCCACAAGGAGAAAGAGCAGAACGAGAUCACACGCAUGAAGGAGGAACACGCCAGGCGAAUGGAUAGUCUGCGCAAGAGCAAAAGUCUGGUCAAGGCCGAGAAGAAGUUGAGAAACGCUUCGUGGAAGCCUUCAGGAUCAGGCAAUGAGUUCUGGAGACUGGAAAAGACAAACGACCAGGACGCCAACCAAAUUGUCGAGCAGGUGGAGGAACUGCUUGGCGGAUCCAUCUCAGCACAGAAAGAGGCCACCAUGAUCAGUGAAGGAGGCUAUCGCAAGGAAGAGAAG